AUGCGAAUAGAUGAUAGAUGGAAAAAAGAAAAAGGCAUCUCUAAACAACAAAAGUUAGGAAAAAGAGCCAAAUUGCAGAAUAAAAAGAAGAUUAGUGAGAAAAGAAGAAGAGAAAAGACAGAAGUACAAAAAAGCUCUGAUCAGAAGAGUAGAAAACUGCCUAACUCUAAAGAAGCCAUAGUACAAAAGGUUAAAGAUAGGAGGAAAAAUAUAAAUAGAAGAAUAGAUGCUUUGGUAGGGAAGACAAUUUGGAAUAGAAUUAGAUAG
Dentiscutata erythropus is the source of this 267-nucleotide messenger RNA. The record is from the annotation of a GenBank genome assembly. Lineage: Eukaryota; Fungi; Glomeromycota; Glomeromycetes; Diversisporales; Gigasporaceae.